UAGGGUAAUGACUCUGUCACUCAGUUCCGUUGCUAUAGCGAAAGGCGGGGCGCAAGUGGAAUUUGUCUCUGGCACUUAUAGGUAGUUUGGCUGCAGUGGGAUAUAGAAAGGCGAGACCGGGCAAUUUAGAGCGCCGCACAGCGGCCUUAACCACUACCGUCUGCAACCUACUUUGUGCCCUGCUUCGCCCACUAAAGCUUCGUGUGGGGCCUAUUUCACACUUAAGGUCUUCUCCAUAUCAGUGGGCUGGGAAAAUGAAGAUGAUAGUGGAUUUCGAGGAGUGCCUAAAGGAUUCGCCUCGCUUCAGGGCAUCUUUAGAAGAUGUUGAAGGCGAUGUGGCCGAGUUAGAAAUGAAGCUUGAUAAGCUGGUGAAGCUUUGCAUUGGAAUGAUUGAUGCUGGAAAAGCUUUUUGUGCUGCCAAUAAGCAGUUUAUGAAUGGAAUUCGGGACCUUGCCCAGUAUUCUAGCAAAGACUCUGUGAUUGAAAGCAGCUUGACAAAGUUCGCAGACAGUUUACAGGAGAUGAUAAAGUACCAUGCAAUGUUAUUUGACCAAGCCCAACGAUCAAUCAAAACACAGCUUCAAACAUUCGUUAAAGAAGAUCUUAAAAAAUUUAAAGAUGCCAAAAAGCAAUUUGAUAAAGUCAGUGAGGAAAAAGAAAACGCUUUGGUGAAAAAUGCACAGGCUCAAAGAACCAAACAACAUGAAGUAGAGGAAGCAACUAACAUUUUGGUAGCAACUCGGAAAUGCUUCCGACACAUUGCACUGGAUUAUGUUCUGCAGAUUAAUGUACUCCAAUCAAAACGAAGGUCUGAAAUUUUAAAGUCUAUGUUAUCCUUCAUGUAUGCCCACCUGACCUUCUUUCAUCAGGGCUAUGAUCUUUUCAGUGAGCUGGAACCACAUAUGAAGGACCUGGGUGCACAGUUAGAUAACCUUGUUGGUGAUGCUGCAAAGGAAAAAAGAGAUAUGGAAAUUAAACAUUCAACAAUUCAGCAAAAGGAUUUUGCUGACGAUGACACCAAACUUGAAUGUAAUGUUGAUACAACAAGUGGGAUUGUUAUGGAAGGAUACCUCUUUAAACGAGCCAGCAAUGCCUUCAAAACAUGGAACAGGAAAAAGCCAGACCACACCAGGCGCUGGUUUUCAAUACAGAAUAAUCAGCUAGUUUACCAGAAGAAAUUUAAGGAUAAUCCAACUGUAGUUGUUGAAGAUUUGCGACUUUGCACAGUGAAGCCGUGUGAAGAUAUAGAACGGCGUUUCUGCUUUGAGGUGGUUUCACCAACCAAAAGCUGCAUACUGCAGGCCGACUCUGAUAAACUGCGACAGGCAUGGAUCAAAGCUGUUCAAACCAGCAUUGCCACAGCUUAUAGAGAAAAGGGAGAUGAAGCUGAGAAAGCUGAGAAGAAGCCAUCAGUUUCAAUUACUAGUCCAGAAUCUGAAACAAAAGAGAAUCUAGUUAAAGGGGAGAGCGCACUUCAACGGGUUCAGUGUAUUCCUGGCAAUACAAAUUGCUGUGACUGUGGGCUUUCAGAUCCCCGCUGGGCUAGUAUCAAUUUGGGCAUUACCUUAUGCAUUGAGUGUUCAGGAAUACACAGGAGUCUUGGGGUACACUUCUCCAAAGUGAGAUCACUAACUCUAGACACAUGGGAACCUGAGCUUCUAAAGCUAAUGUGUGAAUUGGGAAAUGAUGUAAUGAACAGUAUAUAUGAAGCUCGAGUGGAAAAAAUGGGUGUCCGAAAACCUCAGCAUGGUUGUCAAAGACAGGAGAAAGAAGCAUAUAUCAAGGCUAAGUACGUGGAAAAAAAGUUUGUGGAUAAGUACUCUGACUCUUCACUAAUGGUCUACAAGAGAAGCCCUUCCCUGAGCAAGGCGGACCGUCUCAGCUCAGAGCCACUGACAAGAACGCCGUCCAAGAGUUCAGUGAAAAGCAAUGACAGUGGGAUACAGUUUAGUGCCGAGGUUAGCCGGGAAGGUUUAGCGGUAACUGCAUCUUCCAACAGUCUGUUUGAUCAAGAUGGGGAGAAGAAAGAUGACAAGCAAGAUUCUUCAGCAUUUCAGGAACUAAAUGUUAAGAAGCUUCUUCCUGGGCCUCAGUUAUUCCAAGCUUCCUAUGAGGGAAAUCUUCCAGGCAUGGCUGAGGCAUUAGCGCAUGGAGCUGAAGUGAACUGGGUGAACACAAAAGGCAACAAUGCCACACCACUUAUACAAGCUGUGCAUGGGGGUUCUUUAGUAACCUGUGAGUUCCUGCUUCAGAAUGGUGCCAAUGUUAAUAAUCGUGAUAUUAAAGGAAGAGGGCCACUGCAUCAUGCAACGCUGCUUGGCCACACAGGGCAAGUUUGCUUGUUUCUAAAGCGAGGAGCAAACCAGCAUGCAAGUGAUGAAGAUGGGAAAGACCCUUUAACUAUUGCAAUAGACGCAGCUAAUGCUGAUAUAGUAACACUAUUGCGGUUGGCACGUAUGAAUGAAGAGAUGCGCGAAUCGGAAGGACUUUACGGACAGCCAGGGGAUGAAACAUACCAGGACAUUUUCAGAGAUUUUUCGCACAUGGCAUCUAACAACCCUGAAAAAUUGAACCGUUUCCAUCAGUCAGAUUCUCCAAAGUCUUGAUUACUGUUCAAAAUUUGUCAUAUUGCUGUAUACCAAGCUAAUGUCAUUAUGUUGGGAGGGAUAUUUGAAAGAUUAGGUCAUAUGUUUCCAACGUGGCAGCCAAAGGCACUUGGGGGAAAGGUGCAAAUGCUGUAAAAGAUUUUUGUAUGGUGCUGUAGAAUCACGUGGAAUGCACAUCCGUUAAUCAACUUUUGCUGUAUUAAUCUCUUUCCAGCCCUGCUGUGACUUAUUAAAAUCAAACCCCCUUGCAUAAUAUUAGCCAGAUUAGCAUUUUUAAGGUACAAAGUGGACCAAUAGUCAGAAAUAAAUUGCACACUCAAUAAAUGACACUGCCAUUAAAAGUUGGUAGUAUAAUCAACAUCAUUCCACUUAUGUCUUAGAUACCAUGCAGAAAUGGCAUGCCUAAAAUGCAAGACUCUUAAAGCAUUGUCAUUAGCUACAGAAGAGUAUAUUGUGUACUGCAUUAUUUCUGCUGAGAGACUUGGAAAGAACACAGUUGUCAGUACUGUAAGAUAACUAAAAUUCAUUAUCAAUCUUAAACCAGAAAUUGUUUUGAUCCAUUUCCUU
This is a messenger RNA of Xenopus tropicalis (tropical clawed frog), 3173 nucleotides long. It is a transcript of the gene acap2, whose product is annotated as ArfGAP with coiled-coil, ankyrin repeat and PH domains 2. The transcript is spliced from 24 exons. Gene Ontology annotation, cellular component: cytoplasm; plasma membrane; endosome membrane. The coding region runs from base 255 to 2606 and encodes 783 amino acids. Gene Ontology annotation, molecular function: GTPase activator activity. The record is from RefSeq and is a predicted model, not a curated record. Lineage: Eukaryota; Metazoa; Chordata; Amphibia; Anura; Pipidae.